AUGCCUUUACGACUCAGAGCUUCCUCUCAACCUGGGCGAUCCGGAGUGCUCCUCAACCCCAAAGUUACGGCGGUUUUGCGUCCCCGAGCUUUGACCUCCAGCUCCCGCUCGGCUGUGGAGGACCAGCUGUCCUGUCCCGUGUGUUGCGAGAUCUUUGCCGACCCCGUGGUGCUCCGCUGCAGCCACAGCUUCUGCCGCACCUGCCUGAACCAGUUCUGGAGCAGGAAAUCGGCCAAGCGUGAGUGUCCAGUGUGCAGAAAGAGGUGUUCGCUUACCGAGCCCACGGUCAGCCUGGUGCUCAAGAACGUCUGUGAGACCCUCGUGCAGGAGCAGAAGGGCCUGAACACACCACCCUCGUCCCCUAACGUUUCGGCCAGGCCGUUAGAUCUGUGCCCGACACACCGAGAGCCGCUCAAACUCUUCUGCCACAAUGAUGAGGAGCUGCUGUGCUGCGUAUGUCAUACUUCUAAAAAGCACCAGGGCCAUCGGGUGUGUCCCAUUGAGGAAGCUGCACAUGAUCUGAAGGCGGAAAUGAAGAAAGAACUUGUACCAAUAAAGAAAAGUCUUCGUCGUCUUUACGAGGCCAAACAGGAGCAUGAUGACAUCUCAGUACACAUUAAGAACCAAAGGGAAGAGGCAGAGAAACAGAUCAGAGAAGAGUUUGCAGAGAUCAGACAGUUCUUGGAUAAAGAAGAGUCAGCAAGGAUGGCUCUGUUGGAUGAUGAAGAGGAGGAGAAGAAGGAACUAAUGAAGAAAAAGACUGACAACAUAACACGUGAUAUUCUAACUUACACCCAUGCUAUCAAAUCCGUUGAAGACGAGAUCACCAACAGUGACUGUGUGUUUCUGCAGCACUACAAGAAUAUUAAAAAAAGGACAAAGCUAACCUUUACUGAACCAAAGAAAGUUUCAGCCGCUCUGAUCAACGUGGCUAAGCAUGUCAGCUCUCUGAAGUUCAUUGUUUGGGAGAAGAUGCAGUCUAUGGUGGAAUACACCCCUGUGACUUUGGACGCCAACACUGCCUACCCAUGUCUGUCACUGACCAGAAACUUGACCGGUGUGAGCAACACUGGCAUAAUGAAGAAGCUUCCUGACAAUCCAGAACGCUUCGAUCACUUUGUCUUUGUGCUGGGCUCAGAGGGUUUCGAUUCAGGGCGCCAUGCAUGGGAGGUGGAGGUCAAAGACAACAAUGACUGGGUGAUUGGUGUGGUGAAGGAGUCCAUAUCUAGAAAGGGCAAAGUCUCGGGAGGCCCGGAAGCAGGCUUUUGGACCAUCGCUUUGUCGGAUGGCGUUUACACGGCUAUGACGGCUCCGCCAAAGCACCUGAAGCUGAGCGGCCAUAUUGAGAGGGUGAGGGUAAAGCUGGACUACGAGGCUGGAGAGGUGAGCUUCACUAAUCCGUUAGACCUGACACCCCUCUAUACCUUCAAUGAUCGCUUCACAGGGAGGAUGUUCCCAUUCUUCUGCCCCGGCGCCAAUAUCAACAGCAGCAACCCCGGCCCUCUGAAAAUCUGCCCUGUUAAAGUGGCUGUGUGGAACAGCGCCAUCUGGUGACAGCAAAAUUAAAUACACUGCAUAUGUAAAAUGUUUAAUUCUGGUGGUGGUGAUGAAUUUGUGUAAAAGCAUGUGCCUAAUUUAC
Messenger RNA from Trichomycterus rosablanca, 1639 nucleotides. RefSeq names its product tripartite motif containing 35-12 (gene trim35-12). Gene Ontology annotation, molecular function: zinc ion binding; ubiquitin protein ligase activity; protein binding. The record is from RefSeq and is a predicted model, not a curated record. Gene Ontology annotation, cellular component: cytoplasm. Gene Ontology annotation, biological process: protein ubiquitination. The transcript is spliced from 6 exons. Lineage: Eukaryota; Metazoa; Chordata; Actinopteri; Siluriformes; Trichomycteridae. Bases 1 to 1554 code for a protein of 517 amino acids.